UUUUCAAUUCUCUCUCUCAUUUCUUAUUUUUUUUCUGUUUCUCUCUCUUAUUUUUCUUGUCCCCAGAAUUUUCUUGCCUUCCCUCCUCUUGAUCUCUUCGUCUCUUUCAACCUCACCCCUUAAAUUUUCCUAAUUUAUUUGACAGAUGUCUGGAUCUGAGACAGGUGGUGUUGUAACGAAUAGUUCUCCGUUCUCCAUCGGCUUUCAAAAGUCUCCGUUGGUGGUUUCCUCCGAACAGCAACAACAGCCUGUCGUCCAUAAUAUGCAUUUUGCUUAUGCCGGCGGAGAUGGGUCGGCGGCGUUUAAGCCGGCGAGCGGUGGCUCUCCUCAUUUUCAGUCUCCUGCAGCCGCAGUCCCAUAUGAUCCAAACAUGAUGGGACAACCGGCAAAGAAGAAGAGAGGUCGGCCAAGGAGGUAUGGUCCAGAUGGGUCGAUGUCACUUGGUCUGUCUCCGGCGGGUUCUGGUGGUUCCAUGUCUCAGUCCGGCGGAUCAUUCGCUCCGACGUCACAGUCGCCUGCUUCACUUCAUUCCUUGAAGAAGGUGAGAGGCCGUCCUCUUGGAUCAAGCAAGAAGCAACAGUUACAAGCUUUGGGUUCUGCUGGUUUUGGGUUUUUACCUCACGUGAUUACUGUAAAUGUUGGCGAGGAUGUAUCAUCGAAGAUAAUGUCCUUCUCUCAGAAUGGGCCUAGGGCUGUUUGUGUUCUGUCUGCAAAUGGAUCUAUAUCCAAUGUCACUCUUCGACAAGCUGCAACAUCUGGCGGAACUGCAACAUACGAGGGUCGGUUUGAGAUUCUGUCACUUUCGGGGUCAUUUCUGCUGACUGAAAUUGGGGGGCAGCGAAGCAGGACUGGUGGGUUAAGUGUAUCGUUAGCUGGACCAGACGGGCGUGUUCUUGGUGGUUCUGUUGCUGGGCUUUUAACUGCUGCAUCCCCUGUUCAGGUUAUUGUGGGCAGUUUCAUAGCAGAUGGUGGGGAUCAAAAGAAAUCUAAGACAAUGAAUGAAAGGGAGCCUGCAUCUGCACAGGCCAAUGUUGGUUCGAUAGGAGGUGGAGGAGUAGGUGGAGGUUCGACAGGUGGCAGCAGCUCGCCAUCGCACGGAACUGCAAGUGAGUCUUCCGGUGGUGGUCCGGUGAGCCCCUUGCCGCCAAUGAACAACAACAACAACCAGUGUAAUAAUAACAGCAAUCCUCCUCCUCCUCAACAACAACCACCACCCUUUCCGAUGAUGCCUUGGAGGUGAGUUUGCAAGAAAUUUGGCAAUGGCAGCUAACAUCUACUAGAGGGUCUGUCUGUGUUGUUGUAACUUAACCCUUUUUUUGUUGUGUAGUAGUUGUUGUUGUUGUUGUUGUUGUGCAGGAUAUGUCUUCCUACGAACUUCUGUGUUCUAGUACUAGUAGUAGUAAUUUCUCUAUCUAUGGCUUGUUAAAGGUGUUCUUAGUUAGGGCAACUCUAGAGAGAACAGACUGAGGAAGAAGAUGAUGAUGUUUUUAGUAUUGUCUUGUAUUUUGAGAGAGGAAUGAAUGUUUGUCCUUUGUAGCAGUA
Messenger RNA from Impatiens glandulifera, 1542 nucleotides. Its product is annotated as AT-hook motif nuclear-localized protein 10. NCBI's taxonomy places the organism in Eukaryota, Viridiplantae, Streptophyta, Magnoliopsida, Ericales, Balsaminaceae. The transcript has 6 exons. Gene Ontology annotation, molecular function: minor groove of adenine-thymine-rich DNA binding. The coding region runs from base 146 to 1240 and encodes 364 amino acids. The record is from RefSeq and is a predicted model, not a curated record.